GAGGCAUUUUUAUUGCUGCUUCAUCCCCUUCCUUAAUUUAUUGAACAAACUAUCACACUCUUAUACUCUACUACACAAGCAUGGUUGGAAAUACAGACCCCCUGAGCCCAGACAACAUCGUGGCACUGGCCACGAGAGCUCUGGGCGCUGACGACAGCACUUCCAACGCCCUCGGGACUCCAUAUGAGGCGAUAGCACUCAUCGGCCACGCGUGCAUGCUGGCCGUUGAUUUCCGACUGGUGGGACUGGGAGAAGAUGAUAAUCUCGAGAACCCCGACAGCCCGACCUUACCAGCGCAGUGGAAUGCUGCGACGACCUAUGCCUUCCGCUACGCCCACUCCCAGUCGUCCAUGCAGUACCUUCUGAAGGUGAGCCGACUCGGAAAUAACGCCGUUGUAUUUGCACUGGCCCUGGGCGACGACCGAACCACCUCGUUCGAUAUCCCAGUCAACGACUUUGUUUCUCCAUCCUCCCUGCCUCUUUCCUCCCCUGCGAACCCUCCCAACGCCCUCCGCGACGUGUUCAUCUCCGCUUCCCGUCUCACCGAUCUCAUCGGACUGUUCCGGAUCAACGUGAUCCAGAGGCUGGCGCCUGGGCUGUACAAAGAAGGCUACGAGGCGACCAGCGAGGCGCGGCGCGAGCGACAACCCGAGGCCCCGCCCCGCCAUGACCCGUUGCGCGAUGACCCGAUGCCCGCCCCGGCACGCCCAUACCCGUUCGACGACCCGCUGGCCAUCCCGCCGCGCCGACCAGUUCCCGCAGGCGACUUUGCGCCGCCCGGGUUCGAGGACGAGUUCGAAAUCCAGCGACCGCCGCGCGGAUACGCCCCCGGGUUUGGAGGACGACACCCGAUGAAUAUUGGCGAUCGCGACCUCUAUCCUCCGGGACUGGGGCCUCACGAUCCGAUCCGCGGUGGCAUCGGACCCGGAUUGGGCGGUGGUGGUGGUGGCAGUGGUGGGAUGCACCCUACGUUCGACGAUCCGCUGUUUGGCGGACAGGGUGGCGGAGAGGGCGGCUACAAUCCGCAGGCGCCCCCUGGAGCACGCUACGAUCCUGUUGGACCUGGGGGACCACCGUUUGGGCGUGGACCAGGACGAUCUGGUGGACGUGGCGGCGGGGGAUUUGGAGGGGGAUUUGGGGGCAUGGGAGGGUUUGGCGGUGACAUCAUCUAGGCUUUGUAUGCGG
Messenger RNA from Aspergillus campestris IBT 28561, 1185 nucleotides. RefSeq names its product proteasome inhibitor PI31 family protein. The transcript has 2 exons. Gene Ontology annotation, biological process: proteasome-mediated ubiquitin-dependent protein catabolic process. NCBI's taxonomy places the organism in Eukaryota, Fungi, Ascomycota, Eurotiomycetes, Eurotiales, Aspergillaceae. The record is from RefSeq and is a predicted model, not a curated record. Bases 81 to 1172 code for a protein of 363 amino acids. Gene Ontology annotation, molecular function: proteasome binding; endopeptidase inhibitor activity.